AUGUCUGCUCAACAGUUCUACGGUGAUAAAGGUUACGGUCCUGCUCCUCCCCAACAAGCCUACGGCGGUUAUCCUCCUCAACAAAACUACCCUAGCUACCCUCAAGGAGGCGGUGGUUAUCCUCAACAACAGCCCAUGUAUGUUCAACAACCUCCCCAAAAUCAAAGUGCUGGUGGUGGUGAUAUGUGCUGUGGUUUGUUGGCCGGUCUUGCAUGCUGUUGCUGCUUGGAUGCGUUGUUUUAA
Molecule: messenger RNA, 243 nt
Organism: Schizosaccharomyces osmophilus
Lineage: Eukaryota; Fungi; Ascomycota; Schizosaccharomycetes; Schizosaccharomycetales; Schizosaccharomycetaceae
Gene: uvi15
Product: tail anchored plasma membrane protein Uvi15
Exons: 3
Coding region: 1-243 (80 amino acids)
Source: RefSeq, a predicted model, not a curated record